AUGACGGAUUCGAAAGAUAGUACAAAGGGGUCACUUGACGUUCAGGAGGGCGAUAUCUUAAACCCGGCGGGGUUUGAGAAUCUAUUGAACUUUAGAGAUGUGGGCAAGACGAUAAAUGACUUCGUGGGUGAAAAACUCAUGAAAGAAGGUCUCCUCUUCCGCUCAGCACGCCCAGACGAAGCAACCCUGCAUGAUCGUAGCCGUAUUCAAAAAGAAUUCAUGAUAAACACUAUAAUAGACCUACGCACAAACACCGAGCACGCAAACCAGAAAAAGAAACGAGAAGGUCAACUACAGCUACCUCAAGAACUCCAAUCUAAUGCUGCGCUACUGGGACCAUUUGAGAUUCCAGGGGUAAACUAUAAACUGAUCAAUAUUAACGGAAAGAGUUUUGAGCGUUGUCUUAUCAAGAGAUUAUCCUGGUGGAGUUUAAUAAAAAUGGCAUUUCUCAUGUUAUUCCGACAAAGAAUGGCCGCGAUCAGUAUCAUGGGUCGAGAAGUAAUGCAACCACGCGGUCUAAUCGGCCUAGGAAAAGACACACUCGACGCCUGUGGUUCUGAAAUUGCAGAAACCCUCCGAACGAUAUCCACAUCCCAGCCCGUUCUCAUCCAUUGCACCCAAGGCAAAGAUCGCACGGGAAUGAUCAUCUUUCUGGUUCUUCUCCUCCUGAAAGUCCCGAUCAAAGCGAUUACGCAUGAUUAUCUGAUGUCGGAAGGGGAGUUGGAAGUCGAGAUGGAAGAGAGGAUUAAGGAGAUUAGGAGUAUUGGGUUAGAUGAGGAGUUUGCGGGGUGUCCGGAUGCUUGGGUGGAGGAAAUGCAUCGGUAUCUUGGGGAGAGGUAUGGUGGGGUGGAGGAGUAUCUUAAGGGAAUUGGAUUUGAGGAGGGGGUGGAGGUGAGGUUGAUUGAUGGUUUGAGAGUGUGA
This is a messenger RNA of Glarea lozoyensis ATCC 20868, 921 nucleotides long. Its product is annotated as (Phosphotyrosine protein) phosphatases II. The transcript has 6 exons. Gene Ontology annotation, biological process: dephosphorylation. The record is from RefSeq and is a predicted model, not a curated record. NCBI's taxonomy places the organism in Eukaryota, Fungi, Ascomycota, Leotiomycetes, Helotiales, Helotiaceae. The coding region runs from base 1 to 921 and encodes 306 amino acids. Gene Ontology annotation, molecular function: phosphoprotein phosphatase activity.